Messenger RNA from Cimex lectularius (bed bug), 892 nucleotides. It is a transcript of the gene Sumo, whose product is annotated as small ubiquitin-related modifier 3. The transcript has 3 exons. The coding region runs from base 378 to 653 and encodes 91 amino acids. Gene Ontology annotation, biological process: protein sumoylation. The record is from RefSeq and is a predicted model, not a curated record. Lineage: Eukaryota; Metazoa; Arthropoda; Insecta; Hemiptera; Cimicidae. Gene Ontology annotation, cellular component: nucleus. Gene Ontology annotation, molecular function: protein tag activity; ubiquitin-like protein ligase binding.
GUAUUCACGUGUUUUUUUCGUUUAAACCGAAUUUUAAACAAUUUAGAAUAAUUCAGACAUCCACAGUUUUUUGUUAUUUUGUUUAAGUAUAAAUUUAAGUAGUGUGUUUUUGUUCAAAAUUGGAAAAAAAUCGCUAAUGAUAUAUUCGGAGACGUGAUAGUUGCCGGCAGUUCGUUCCGUCUCUUCUCCGCCAUAGCCCCUUCGUAAUCGUCCUCGUUGUCCGUGCGGCGAAGCUAACACGGCGUUCUGCUAUCAGGCGACUAUUUCGAGCGGUGAACCUCUCGGACUGUUCAAAAGGAUCACAGAACCGCCCGUUGAUUUUCAAUAAGUUUUUAUCUCUUAUAUUAUAUUUAAGUGUCUUCGAAUACUAAACGACCAUGUCCGAAGACAAAAAGGCAGGAGAGUCGGAGCAUAUUAACCUUAAAGUAAUGGGCCAGGAUAACGCCAUUGUCCAGUUUAAAAUAAAAAAACAUACACCGUUGAGGAAACUCAUGAACGCCUACUGCGACCGGGCUGGCCUUGCGUUGGCAGCUGUCAGGUUUCGAUUUGAUGGACAACCGAUCAAUGAAGCUGACACACCCUUAAGUCUUGAAAUGGAGGAAGGCGAUACGAUAGAAGUAUAUCAGCAGCAGACUGGAGGGAGAAUUGUAUAAGUUUUAAUUCCUAUGAUGUAAAAAAAAAGGUCUAAUGUGCCCCUCCUUUCACGUCUUUUGUAUAUUUCAUUAUUUGUUUUAUGUUUAGUUUUAUACUUAACUUUUUAUAAUUAUUUUGAUUUAGUUUAAAAAACCAAACAACAAAAACAUUUAAUCGAAAUGUAUCUUUAACUGUAAUAAACAAACAGACUUGAACAAUAGAACUACUUUCAGUGUGUAGUCUAGAUGUUAUACAUUUA